CUGCCGGGGAAGCGGCCUCACACUCUGCACACAGUCGCACUCGGCGCGCUCACACUCUGGGAAGCGCCUCCCCACGUCCCUCCCCUGCCCUCCUCUAGGUUCGCUCCGCUCUCCCUCACCGCAAAUAGUCGCCGACCGACUGCCAAGCCGCCUCUCUUGUCUCUCUCUCUUCACAACAUGACUGACUGGGAAGCGGUGGCUCUGGCAGAGCAGCUCUGCUGGCGCAGCCAGAAGGAGCAGGAGGAUUAUUAAAACGCAGCUCGACUCUGUGCAACUGGGAGUGGAACGAAGGAGCCCAACGGCCGAGACGGGGAGGAGGGAGGGCAAAGGAGGGGACCAGGAAGGACACCUCUGUGCCCCGAAGACACAAAUCUCUCAGUGCCCUGGAGCAGCCUUAACCAGCGGUGUGCAGCCCUUCAGGUUUCAAAGUUGGCUGUCACAGUGCAAGCCUUGGGGUCCCGAUGGGGGACUCAGGAUCCAGACGAUCUACCCUGGUGUCCCGUUUGCCAAUAUUCAGAAGGAGUAUCAGCAGAAGGAACGAUUCUCUUCCUUCCUCCCCCUCUUCCAGCAAUACGGUGGGUGUCCACAGUUCGUCUCCUUCCAGCACGAACUCAAGCUCAGGAAGCACAGGUAAACGCAGAAGCAUAUUCCGUACUCCAUCUAUCAGUUUCCAUCAUAAAAAGGUCAGUGAGCCUAAGCAAGAAGCCAGCAGCCAGAACCUUAGUGUUUCCAAUGGUGCCCAGCCUGGUCACAGCAACGCGCAGAAGCUGGGCUUGGACGACCCUGUCAAAGCCAGGGGGAGACAUUCUGUUGGUUUUCAUAGUUCACGAAAUAAGAAGAUAACAAGAUCUUUGACGGAAGAUUUUGAACGAGAGAAGGAGCACUCCACAAACAAGAAUGUCUUUAUCAAUUGUCUAAGUUCUGGCAAAAGUGAGGGGGAUGAUUCUGGGUUUACGGAAGAACAAACUCGCCGUUCUGCGAAGCAGUCAACCCGGAAGCUGCUCCCCAAAUCUUUUUCAUCUCACUACAGAUUUUCUAAGCCAGUUCCACAGAGCCAGUCCGUUUCUUUGGUACAACAGCCUGACUUCUCUUUGGAGAUUACAGAGUUGCAAGAGAAAGAACCUGUAUUAGGAAGAACAUCUCCGUCUUGUUCUUGGGAUGUUACGGACCGGGCAGGAAGCUCCUUGCAUUCUCCUUUGCUUUCUGCGGACCUUACCACGGCUCAGACACCUUCUGAAUUUUUAGGUUUGACCGAAGAUUCCAUGUCUGAAGCAGAUGUAUUUCCUAAAAGCGGAAGCCUGGCAUCCCACUGUGACAACCUUGCCCAAAAUGAUUCUACCUCUAAGAUCUCUCGCAAUCCUGCUGCUCUUACAAAGACGACGCCAGAUCUCCUGGGAACAGCCCCCUGUGCAGUCACGUCUCCCGGGAAACACAGGUUAGAAGGCCGAUGUCGCACUGAAGCUCAUUCUGUUCUAGAAACCUCUGCUGCUACUCAGGAGGAAGUGUUAUUGCAAAUCCCCGAGGUCCCUAGGAGGAAUGUGAUGAACUCAGAGAACCGUCUGCCCGCAGAUGCUCCAAGGAAGGAAAACGUAGUUGCCCAAAAUGGGGCUGCAGCGCUGGGCGCGAGCUCCCCCAGGAAACGCGGCGUGUGUGAGCAACACCAAGCAAUAGCUGAGCGUGGGAAAGGGAUCCAUCCGAUUUCCGAUUCGAAGAUAAUACCCUCUUCCGGGGAUCAUCACGUUUUUAACAAAACAUAUGGAUAUGAGGCAAAUACUGCCAAAGUUCUUGCCAGCAGCUUCAGUCCUUAUCGCGAAGGGAGAUUCAUAGAGAGGCGACUGCGAUCUUCUUCGGAAGGAACCGCUGGGAGUAGCAGGAUGAUUUUCAAGCCGAAAGAUGGGAACACAGAAGAAAUUAAUACUUUAAGAAAGCAAAGAACGGGUUCCUCAUCUUCAAAAAUGAACAGUAUGGAUGUUUUGAAUAAUUUGGGGUCUUGUGAACUAGACGAAGAUGAUCUAAUGCUAGAUUUAGAACUUUUAGAGGAACAAAAUCUUCAUCCUUCAGUUUGCCGGGAGGAUUCAUACCAUUCUGUAGUCUCGUGUGCUGCUGUAGUUCUCGCACCUAUGGAACCAGCGUUAGACUUGAAAAAGAGAGAGGAGCCCAAAAUUCUAGAGCAUGGCAAACCGAAUCUUUCCUUGAAAUUAACAAGAGAUGUUGAGCAGGAAGCAAGGUGUUCGCAUAUCAACCGGACGCCCAGCAGUCCAUCUGCAGACUGGCCCCUACCAGGUGUGGAAGAGAAUGGAGGCAUGGAUGCUCUGCCGUUCAGACUGAUGCUGCAGGACUGCACAGCUGUCAAGACGUUGCUGUUGAAGAUGAAGAGAGUGCUACAAGAGAGUGCAGACAUGAGCCCUGCAAGCAGUACCACGUCACUUCCUGUUAGUCCUCUUACUGAAGAACCAGUGCCUUUCAAGGAUAUAAUGAAAGAUGAAUGCUCGAUGCUCAAGUUGCAGCUGAAAGAGAGGGAUGAACUUAUCUCUCAACUUCAGGAAGAGCUGGAAAAAGUCCAACAUUUGCAGAAGGCUUUUGCUUCAAGAGUAGAUAAAUCCACACAGACUGAACUUCUAGGCUGUGAUGGUUUAAGCUUGAAAAGAUUCGAGGCUGUACAAGGAGGGAGAGAGGUUACAUGUCGAAGUCGAAUUGUGAGCCAAAGCCUCAGCACAAGGGACAGAAAAGCAAUGCAUACUCCCACCGAGGACCGUUUUAAGUAUUCAGCAGCCGACCAGCCCAGCCCCUACCCAAACAAAGCCUAUCAGCUCUCAAGCUUAUGUCUCAAUACUUUCUGGAAGGACAAGGAACUAGCUGAUGUGAUGAAACACUCAAAAGGAACUUUUGACGUGCCCAUGUCGGAGGUUACAUGUUCCGCCGUCGGGCAGAGCCCUCUGAAGCCCAUUGCCAAGUCUGAAGGGUUCACCUCCUUCUUAGAGAAACCAAAGGACCCCUCUGGGGGAGCCCGCCAGCCCUCAGUCUUCACGGGCAGAUUUGGGCAGCCACCGAGAGGGCCCAUCUCCUUACAUAUGUACAGCAGGAAGAAUGUAUUCCUUCACCAUAAUUUACAGACCACGGAGCUGCAGACUCUGGGCCAACAAGAUGGGUAAAUAAGCACCCUCUUCCUGAAUCUGGGUAGGACAAAGAUGGUUCCUUUGUCUUGUGCAUAGUUCAUAUUUAAAUCGUCAUGUAUUUAUUAUUAUUAUUAUUACCUUCGCCUUUGGUCAAAAACAGACCUGUGAGCUGUUUUGUCUUUGUUUUCUUUUGUUUUGUUUUUCCGGUCGUUUAAAGAAUGAGGGUUCAAGCAUGUGUGAAUUAGGUUGAAUUGCCUUGCAGAUUUUACUGUAAUGUGUAUAAAUAAUGGGACCAUCUUGCUGGGUUAUACAUUCCGUAAUUCACUUAUUGCUUAUCUGUAUCACAGAUAGGCAGUAAGGUUCCAGGAGGUAAUAUCGAAUACUGCUCUGUUCACUUUGUUAUUGGUGU
Messenger RNA from Ochotona princeps (American pika), 3525 nucleotides. It is a transcript of the gene CCSER1, whose product is annotated as coiled-coil serine rich protein 1. The record is from RefSeq and is a predicted model, not a curated record. The transcript has 11 exons. Bases 462 to 3152 code for a protein of 896 amino acids. Lineage: Eukaryota; Metazoa; Chordata; Mammalia; Lagomorpha; Ochotonidae.